Messenger RNA from Ectocarpus siliculosus, 707 nucleotides. The record is from the annotation of a GenBank genome assembly. NCBI's taxonomy places the organism in Eukaryota, Phaeophyceae, Ectocarpales, Ectocarpaceae.
AUGAGAGACUACUACGCCAUACUUCGGGUUGCAAGGACGGCGACAAACUCCGAGAUCAAGGCAGCUUACCGACAGAUCGCGCUUGCGGUUCAUCCGGACGUCAACAAGGGAGACAAGGGGUCGGAGGACGAGUUCAAGGAUGCCUCGGAGGCGUACAGCGUGCUCGCCGACACCGAGCAGCGUAGGAUAUACGACCGAACUCUCGGGGUGCGCAAGGUCAACUCCUCAAGCACAAGAUGGGCGGACGCGGCGAAAAAGACCAAGGCUCAGCAGCCGCUGUACACGGCGAAGCCGCCGCCGGGGAUGAAGAUCCACAACGAGGGCGAGUGGAAGGCCUGGCACUACGGUGUGGACGCUGUCCAGAAGGAGGCGUUUGUGCAGGAAGCAAAUUGGUUAGACUUAGAGGGGAACAGGCACCAGGCGUACUUCCGAAGACAGGAGAAGAAGGAGAAGGCCAUGUACGGGGUGGGCAGGGGGCACAAGUUCAACGCUUCGCGGCAGCGACACGACGUGAUCGAGAGGGUGCGGCUGAGGAGAGAGGAGCGGCUCAAGCGGGAUCGCUCGCGCCGGCCGGCGGAGGAUAACGCGGCGGCGGACGAUGUUUGUUCCAUCUCCUAAUAAUUUACAGGGGGAAAAAAACAUAUUUUUCCCUGGAAACAAUUGGAAAAAUAACUGUUUUUAGACAGUGGAGAGGUUUCUUGUUGCAU